Kuraishia capsulata CBS 1993 is the source of this 2586-nucleotide messenger RNA. RefSeq lists its product as uncharacterized. Gene Ontology annotation, cellular component: catalytic step 2 spliceosome; U4/U6 x U5 tri-snRNP complex. The coding region runs from base 1 to 2586 and encodes 861 amino acids. The transcript has a single exon. Gene Ontology annotation, molecular function: protein binding. Gene Ontology annotation, biological process: mRNA splicing, via spliceosome; spliceosomal tri-snRNP complex assembly. The record is from RefSeq and is a predicted model, not a curated record. Lineage: Eukaryota; Fungi; Ascomycota; Pichiomycetes; Pichiales; Pichiaceae.
AUGGAUCGUAAGAGUUUCUUGGAUCAAGAGGCUCCCGUCGGGUAUGUUGCUGGUCUCGGCCGUGGAGCAACAGGCUUCACGACGCAGCAGGACAUAGGAGACGCCAGACUAGAGUUUACGAACAUCGAAGACGGAUACGACGAUAAAUACCAGGAUGUGUCGGGUGAUGAAGCAGGUUUGUUGGGAGACGACCAAGUAGAUGAGAGUGACUUGAUUUAUGAGUCUAUUGAGGCCAAAUUAAGAAACAAAAAGAGAAAGAGGAAAGGUGGUGAUGAAGAAGUGGCCUUGAACAAUGAAGGUGAAGAUGUGUCUUCAUCCAUAAGCGCGAUAGGGCUGCAAUUCCAGGAUCUGAAAAGGGACUUGUCUCAGGUGGAUAGAGAACAGUGGCUCAAUCUUCCUGAAUCUGGAGAUUUCACAAGGAAAAAUAAGAGGUCCAAGAUGUUGUUGCAGGAACAACAGCGAUUCUACCGUGCUCCUGAUAGUGUGAUUGGAGGCGACCAGACGAUGAACUCCGAGGAGACUGAUCUCAGGAAGAUUCAGCUUGCAAAGGACAGAUUAUUGGAGUUAAAGCUGGAUAAUAGCCAGUUGGCUGUUGGUAAUGGUAAUGCCUUCAAUACUGGUCAGAACUUGGAUUCCUCAAAGUACCUGAAUGACCUCUCGUUGAUAGAAUAUAGACCACAGGAGGUUGGUGACUACCAAAGGAUGAAGCUUGCGCUGGCAAAUUUGCGAAAGGUUGAGCCCAAAAACGGAAACGUUUGGAUCUCGUCAGCCAGACUGGAGGAACAGUUCAAGAAGUUCAAAAGUGCAAAAAGCCUGAUUUCCCAGGGUUGUCAGGUUUGCGUUCAUUCUGAGGAUGUGUGGCUUGAAAAUGUUAGGCUUAAUCUUUCAGAUAUUGCAGUUGCUAAGUCAAUUGUAGCCGAGGGUCUGCGAUUCAACUCAACCAGUUUUAGGUUGUGGUUCCAGGCAUACAUGUUGGAGUCGGCGGAAUUAAACAAGAAAAGAGUGCUCCAGAAAGCGCUGGAGAAUAUUCCCGACAAUGCUGUCCUUUGGUUUGAGCUUAUUAAGUAUCAGGACGAUGAUGGAGUCAUUAGACUGUUGCAAAAGGCCGUGGAGCUGAUACCCAACGAACUCUCGCUUUGGUUGAAAUUGAUUUCUGUCUCACCCUACGAUGAAGCCAAAGCAUUGCUCAACAAAUCACGCAAGCAAUUUGGCGAAUUGAAAGAGAUCUGGAUGAAGGCCUUCCAACUGUGCGAGAAGUUCGACCCAUCUCAUUUGCCAGGCUUGGUAACGAGAGGUGUUUCCAAAGCGAGCGACCCCGCCAUCAAUUGGCUAGAGGGACUUGAUAAUGAGUACCCUGAAACAUGCAAGCUACUUAUAUCGACUGUUGAGGUGACAGUAGAGGAACUGGCUAAGCUGGUGGAGACUUAUAAGUCAAAGGACGAACAUGACAUAGUCAGGUUAUUGUACCAAGAGCUCAGCAGGAAAGACGCAGAUUAUUGGGAGGACUAUCUCGAGUUUGAGCAAACGAAUGGAAGUCUUGCCGACCAAGAUGCUUGCUACAAGGAGCUGACCUCUACUCAGCCACAAUGCAUGAAUUAUUUAAGAUACGCCAAAUUCAGAUGGCAGGAACUUGGUGAUCUUGAAGCCACGGCAGAGACGUUGUACAGUUGUCUUUCGCAGUUCCCUGAUGAUGAAGAAGUAUACUUUGCCAUAGUUAAGUUUGAAAAUUCACGUGAGAACUGGGCUGAAGUGGAGGAUACCUUGGUGAAAGCACUGGACCGACUAGGCACAGAAAGAAGCUACUACAAACUGGUUAACUUCUACAGGUGUAACGACAAUGUUCCAGAAGCAUUAAAAUUAGCCAACGAAGGCCUGACAAAAUACCCACAGAGCUGGAAGCUUCAUCUGCAGAGGCUGCAGAUGCUGCAAGGUGAUGGUGGAGUUGAUGCAUACGAAGACGCAGUUAGCCAAUGCCCUCAUAGUGUGCCCAUAUGGGUCGCCUACUCCAGAUACUACGAAUCCAAGAACAUCACCAUCAGGGCCCGAUCAAUUUUGGAGAAGGCUGAGAUUCUUAAUCCGCAAAAUGAGGCUCUGUUACUGGAACAGGUGAUGCUUGAGAGUAGGACCAGUGGACCAGGCCAAGCUCAGUUCAAGUUAGUGAAAAACCUCAAGAGCUUACCCAAUUCACCAAAGCUGCUGGGGCUACAAUUGCAAUUUCUCGACACCAAAUCCAAGCGGAAACAGGCGUAUAUCAGCGAUCUGAAACUCACCCAGGAAGACUCUGUGGUCAUUCUGGAAAUUGCAAAGUCGCUCUGGCUGAAAGAUGCCAAUGUCGGAAAAGCAAAAUCGUUCUUCGACAUGGCACUUUCCAAAGAUGAAUAUAAUGGCGAUGUCUAUGGAUGGUACUACCUGUUUCUGACAAAACACGGCGACGAAGAAGAAAAAGAGCACCUCUUGGACAAGUUUGUGAAAGCCGAGCCGUUUAGAGGUGACUCUUUCAACGCUUUCAAGAAACAGAUUGCCAACCAGAGAAAGACACCGCAGGCUCUGUUGAUUGAGUUUGUUACGCAAAUCUCAAAGCACUAG